GUCCCCUCACCAUCACAUACAGCUCCACGUGUGCCCCCUCACCAGGACAUACAGCUAAGCGUGUGGCCCCUCAUCUUCACCACGUACAGCUCCGCUUUGGCCCCUCACUAGUACAUAGACCUCCGUGUGUUGCCCCACACAUAUACCCCCACGUGUGGCACCUCACAAUCACCAUAUAGAGCUCUGCAUUUGGCUGCCCACCAGCAUAUAGAGCCUCACGUGUGGCCCCCAUUAGCACAUACAGCUCCAGGUGUGGCCCCUCACAUCCCCACCUAGAGCCUCACGUGUGGCCCCUCACCAUCAUGGCUCGGUAUUGGAUGCUACUACUCUUCCUGACCAUGGGCAGAGGCAAGGAACCCCAGGGCCCGGACUCAAUCGUAAAGGAGAACCCACCAGGUCCAGGGAUGCUGCGCCCCGUCACGGACCCCUUGUCAUCGCACAUGAUGAAGCUUUAUGAGAAGUACAGCCGGGAGGGCAGCCGACCCCAGGAGGGGAACACGGUGCGGAGCUUCAGGGCACAGCCAGAUUUCCUGGCUUCCCGUCCUACCUAUCACUUCAACCUAACGUCUCUGCAGCCGUCCGAAGUUGUCUUGGCUGCCACUCUCCAUUUUGGACAUGACAAAGGCCCCCGGCCCCCCAGGGACUCAUUCUGCAAACAUUCCAAGAAUGCCUCCUGCCGUAUUCUGCUUCCACCACAAACCCAGAAGGUCAGCGUGGUCUUCAAGAGUCUCCUCCACCAAAGAGAUCUAGGCCUGGUGAAGUGGAAUAUCAGCAGUGGCACAUCCAACAAGAAGGGUGCCUGGCACAUGAAGGAUAUCACCACCAUCAUCAAGGAGGCUCAACGCCAACAAGAUCUCUUCAUUUCCACCGAGAUUGACUUUGGCCAUAAAUUUUCUGCUCCUCACGAUAGUCACCCAAGUGAAGCCCCGUACAUCUUGGUGUUCGCCAACGACAGAGCCAUCUCUGAGCCUAACAGCGUGGCGGUAACUCUACAAAGGUAUGACCCGUUCCAACCAAGUGUGGCCCAAGCCAAGCAGCAGCCCAACGUGUCUUCGGAGAGCAGAGUAAGGAGGGAUGCUGCAUUUUUGGCCUCCGCCCAUAAUAAUGAGCUCCCCGAUGUAAAGUACAUUCACUAUAGUAAGCAGGAUCUGUGGGAGAACACGUAUAAGUCACUGAAACAGAAGCCACAAAGGAAGGAGCGCAAGAAGAAGGGGCACGACCACACCGAUACUGCGCCAAAGUCUCCGGUCCUUCACUUCGAUGAGCGGACGAUGAAGAAGGCACGACGGCGGCAGUGGGAUGAACCCCGGGUCUGCACCCGCAGGUACCUAAGGGUGGACUUCGCUGACAUCGGAUGGAGCGAAUGGAUUAUAUCGCCCAAAUCAUUCGAUGCCUAUUACUGCGCCGGGAUGUGCGAGUUCCCGAUGCCGAAGGUGGUGCGCCCCUCAAACCACGCGACAAUACAGAGCAUAGUCAAGGCUGUCGGCAUCAUCCCUGGUGUCCCAGAGCCCUGCUGUACCCCGGAAAGAAUGAGCUCCCUGAGUGUCCUCUUCCUGGAUGAUAGUCGGAACGUGGUGCUGAAGGUGUACCCCAAUAUGUCAGUGGAGAGCUGUUCCUGCAGAUAACACCACGCGGAGGCCCGGAGGAGCCUUAAGUAGUGAGGCCUCCAUUAUUCCUAAACGUGACGGACAGAGGUCAUUGUAAGGAAAAGACUUUGGUGUCUCCACGUUCCUGCGCGAGGAAUGGACGACCUGACCGGGAGAUUCCAUCGGACUCUUUACUGGAGCAGAUUUCUUCUUUUUAUGUUAAGAGGUGUUUUAUGUGUAUAGUAUGUAUUUGUUGUACAGCCGUACGCAGUGACAUUGUAUACAGGGCUUGUAAUAGAAGGAUGCUAUGGAAGGUUAAAGUGGACCUCUAACUAUGGACUUUUGUCAAGUCAAACCUUCUGUGUGGAUUAAUGUCCUAAUAUAUCUUUAUGUAGGUCGGAGCUCCACAGGAAGCUGAGCUUUUCUCCCCCCCGUAAGUCCCAUAGACAGUGACUAGAGCUGCAAUGUGCAUGUGGGACAGUAGACUCCGGACCUCCGUCCUAGAGGGGGGAGGCGAUUGAUAUUUCAGGAUAGUACUGAAACACUAGUAAGCCCUCCUCAACGUGUUUCUCUGUAACAACAACAUCAUCAGGUGGAUGCAGAAGUAUCGAUAAAGAUACAAUGACUGCCAAUACCUGUUUAUCCCCCUGAUGAUGCUGUUGUUACAGCGAAAUAUGUCGAGAAGGGUCUGCUAAUAUGUUAAUAUCAAUACUAUCCUGUGUACACCUUUCCCUUGUUUUGACAUUGUCACAAGUUACUUUUUCAGCAUGGAUGGUAGGACACAGGUCUAGAGACUACUCAGGGGGUCACUUACAACUCACCGGAUGGGAAUGCAUACUUGGUGGGGUCCCAGAGGUCAGGCCUCAACUUACCAUCAUUUUAUGACCUAUCUAGGUUUAUAUUGUAUUUGUAGGUACCAUUAACCAUUAACCUUCAGGACAUUGCACCCUUACAUCACUAUCAUUUCGCUUUUUGUACAUAUACCAGACAUUCCUUUCUGUGCACAGAUUUCUUCUCAUGUGACCUCUACUCUGAGAUGAGGUCACAUGACAGGAAAUGCAUACAGGAUGUUCAGUUCUGAUCAUGUUACCAUGACUACCCCAGAGGAAGACAGACUUAUAAAUUUGUCUGGGACAAAAACUGUGACAGCUGAGCUGUGAUUGGUUGCUAUGGGAAAGCUGAGCUGUGAUUGGUUGCUAUGGGAAAGCUGAGCUGGGAUUGGUUGCUAUGGGAAAUCUGAGUUGUGAUUGGUUGCUAUGGGAAAGCUGAGCUGUGAUUGGUUGCAAUGGGCAACACCAGACAGUUCUGGUUUCAGACAGAUCAAUAAAUCUUGGCCGUUAUGUAGAUUAUUGCAGUAGUGAGAUCAAGAGGCGUCAGGGAGAACAAAACAUGUCGGAAACAUAUAUUAGUCUUAAGGACAAUAUUCAUCUUAUCCAUAGGAUCGGGGUUAACUAGCUAAUGGUGUGUGCGUGUGUGUGUGUGGGGGGGGGGAGAGGUCUGACUAGUGGGACCCAUUCCCCGAGAAUGGGGGGCAAAAUUGUCCUCAGAUUAAAUGGUGUAAAUCACGGUAAGCUUUUGGUGUCCAGGCGAUGGGUGAAGGAUCUUUCCUGAAAUGUUCUUGGGGCAUAUUUCACCAACUUAUAUGGGCACCUUCAUCCGUGGGUGUCAGAACAUGUCCCUUUGGGUGGUCUACUCCCCAUCUGACCUGGUCGGCCCUAAAGACUGUACAUGAUGAGGAUUACGGCUCUUAUCUUACGCUGGGGGUUGUCUCAGGACAUAUAUCGAUGACGUAAGGCAAAGAGUGGCCAUUGAUCCCCAGAUCCCUGCAGGUGACUUCUGGAGAA
Messenger RNA from Hyla sarda, 3430 nucleotides. RefSeq names its product growth differentiation factor 10 (gene GDF10). Gene Ontology annotation, cellular component: extracellular region. Gene Ontology annotation, biological process: osteoblast differentiation; BMP signaling pathway; SMAD protein signal transduction. The transcript has 3 exons. The record is from RefSeq and is a predicted model, not a curated record. NCBI's taxonomy places the organism in Eukaryota, Metazoa, Chordata, Amphibia, Anura, Hylidae. Gene Ontology annotation, molecular function: cytokine activity; growth factor activity. Bases 303 to 1625 code for a protein of 440 amino acids.